Bombina bombina (fire-bellied toad) is the source of this 1688-nucleotide messenger RNA. RefSeq names its product cannabinoid receptor 1 (gene CNR1). NCBI's taxonomy places the organism in Eukaryota, Metazoa, Chordata, Amphibia, Anura, Bombinatoridae. Gene Ontology annotation, cellular component: membrane. Gene Ontology annotation, biological process: G protein-coupled receptor signaling pathway. The transcript is spliced from 2 exons. The record is from RefSeq and is a predicted model, not a curated record. Bases 267 to 1676 code for a protein of 469 amino acids. Gene Ontology annotation, molecular function: cannabinoid receptor activity.
CCUCCUCCUACCCCUGUCCGGGCAUCUGCUUAGGGCACCGGCCUCCCUUGCUCCCUGUUGGGGGCUGCAGUUCAGCACCACGUUAGUGGACAGCGCUCGUGCUACAGCCUCAGUAACAAGUUCUCCAGAGACCAAUCUCCCCGCUGCAUUAGACCAAGCUCUGUGAGAGCCUAUCCCGGAGAGGGAAGUCAGUCGGUGGCAUGUAAAGGGAUCUCCUUUACAUUUUCUUUGAUUUCAUCUUUACUGUUCCAUAAAAACCUGGGGUAAUGAAGUCAAUUCUGGAUGGCCUAGCGGAUACUACAUUCCGAACAAUCACAACUGACCUUUUAAACAUGGGAUCAAAUGAUGUACAGUAUGAAGACACUAAGGGAGAUAUAUCCAAACUGGGAUAUUUCCCACAGAAGCUACCUUUGUCCUCCGUAAGGGCAGGUCAAGAAAAAUUCCUAAUAAUAGACAAUACCUUAUUAAAUGCCAGUCCCCUGAAUCAAAUAAACGCAACUGCGCUUUACAACAAUUCAAUUCCUUCUUUCAAAAAUCAUGAGAACAGUGCACAAUGUGGGGAAAACUUCAUGGAUAUGGAGUGCUUUAUGAUUCUUAACCCAAGCCAACAACUAGCCAUAGCAGCACUCUCAAUAAUCUUGGGUACAUUUACUGUCUUGGAGAACAUGCUUGUGCUUUGUGUUAUAUUGCACUCUCGCAGCUUACGGUGUAGGCCUUCAUACCACUUUAUUGGCAGCUUGGCAGUUGCUGAUCUCCUUGGCAGUGUCAUUUUUGUUUACAGUUUUGUAGAUUUUCAUGUGUUUCAUCGAAAGGACAGCCCAAAUGUUUUUCUUUUUAAACUGGGUGGAGUGACAGCCUCUUUUACAGCCUCAGUUGGAAGUCUUUUCUUAACUGCAAUAGACAGAUAUAUCUCUAUACACAGACCUUUGUCAUAUAAACGAAUAGUCACAAGGACAAAAGCAGUAAUAGCAUUUUGCAUGAUGUGGACAAUAGCUAUUAUCAUUGCAGUACUUCCUCUUCUGGGGUGGAAUUGCAAGAAACUUAACUCAGUGUGCUCAGAUAUUUUCCCUCUUAUUGAUGAAACAUAUCUAAUGUUUUGGAUUGGGGUUACUAGUGUUUUAUUGUUAUUUAUAGUUUAUGCCUAUGUAUAUAUUUUAUGGAAAGCUCACACCCAUGCUGUAAGGAUGCUGCAGCGUGGUACACAAAAGAGCAUCAUUGUUCACACAUCAGAAGAUGGAAAAGUACACAUCACUAGACCGGAUCAAACUCGUAUGGAUAUUAGAUUAGCAAAGACACUGGUCCUUAUUUUAGUAGUGCUAAUAAUCUGUUGGGGUCCUCUUCUUGCAAUUAUGGUCUAUGAUGUCUUUGGAAAAAUGAACAAGCUCAUAAAGACUGUGUUUGCCUUUUGCUGCAUGCUUUGCUUGCUUAAUUCAACUGUGAAUCCCAUAAUAUAUGCUCUAAGGAGCCAAGACUUAAGAAAUGCUUUCUGUAGCAUGUUUCCUGCAUGUGAGGGGACGUCACAACCCCUUGAUAACAGCAUGGAAUCUGACUUCCAGAAUAGACAUGCAAAUAAUAGUAAUGUCCACAGGGCAGCUGAGAGCUGCAUUAAAAGCACUGUUAAAAUCGCCAAAGUGACCAUGUCUGUUUCUACAGAUACAACUGCUGAGGCAGUGUAAGUUGAUAUUGAU